Ananas comosus (pineapple) is the source of this 1874-nucleotide messenger RNA. RefSeq lists its product as uncharacterized. The transcript is spliced from 8 exons. NCBI's taxonomy places the organism in Eukaryota, Viridiplantae, Streptophyta, Magnoliopsida, Poales, Bromeliaceae. The record is from RefSeq and is a predicted model, not a curated record. The coding region runs from base 189 to 1583 and encodes 464 amino acids.
UGUAAAGGAUCCGACAUUUUCGUUCCUUACGUAGUAUAGUAUCGCUCUCCCCAGAUCCGACCCGUUCCCUCUCCCUCUCCUUCUACAUGAGACGCUAAACCCUAAUUCCCACAAUCUCAGGGAUUCGCCAUUUCUUUUUUGGUUUUCGAUUCGAGCUCCCUCAGUGAAGUGCCGAGGAUUAUGCGCUAAUGGCCGUUCACAGGCUCGGCGGCGAGCCGUUGCGCUAUCGCCGAGCGCGGCGGAUCGCACGAAUAUUGAGGCGGCGGUGCUUCCUCGGCAUCUUCUCCGUCUCUUUUCUCUCCUUACUCUAUCUCGCCUUCUUUCACCCGAAACUCUCGUUUCAUGCUUUGCACCACGGCCGGGUUAACCAAGGAAAUACUGGGCACCGAAGCAUUAUAAGUACAUUGUAUUCAUCGGACAAUGAAUCUGAUGUUUCAUAUGUUAGUGGUAAAGCUGAAGCGGAGACUUCUAGACAUCCAAGAGCUAAAUCUCACAAGCACCAUGUACCGUGUGAUAUUGAGUUUGUGGACUCAGUUGAGGAUCUUGUGGAGCCUGAGAACUACAUGAAUUUCACGCGAUUUUCACUAGACUAUAUCAUUGAAGAGGAAGCUUUCUAUCAGACUGAUCAAUCUGAGCCUUUAUUUGGCGGACGUCAGAGCAUUGAAGAAAGAGAAAACUCGUUCUACGCUGAGAACCAAACAAUACAUUGUGGUUUUGUCAGAGGACCAGGGGGGUAUCCUGGCAGUGGAUUUGAUUUGGAUGAGAAGGACAAGGAAUUCAUGGCCACUUGCAUUGUGGUGGUCUCAUCAUGCAUCUUUGGAAGCUCGGAUUUUUUGAGGAGGCCAACUAGGAGUAAGAUUGGCACAUACUCUAAGAGAAAUGUAUGCUUCGUGAUGUUCCUGGAUGAGCUAACAUUGACAAAAAUUUCUUCAGAAGGAAACAUUCCUAACGAGAAUGGGUUCAUUGGCUUAUGGAGAGUUAUUGCAGUGAAGAACCUACCAUAUACAGAUAUGCGGAAAACUGGAAAAGUGCCAAAGUUUCUGUCACACCGACUUUUCCCAUCAGCUAGGUACUCUAUUUGGAUCGAUAGCAAAAUGCGUCUUAAUGCUGAUCCUAUGCUAAUUAUCGAAUACUUCUUGUGGCGAAAGAAAUCAGAGUACGCUAUUUCAAGACACUAUGACCGUAGCUGUGUCUGGGAGGAAGUUCUUCAAAACAAGCGCUUGAACAAGUACAACCACACUGCAAUUGAUGAACAAUUUCUCUACUACCAGUCUGACGGUCUAAUCAAGUUUAAUGAGUCUGACCCAGAUGUCCCUCUUCCAAGUUAUGUACCUGAAGGCUCUUUUAUAGUGCGUGCCCACACCCCAAUGUCUAACUUAUUUUCAUGUCUUUGGUUCAAUGAGGUUGACCGUUUCACUUCCCGUGACCAGUUGAGCUUUGCAUAUACUUUCUUAAAGUUGAGGAGAAUGAACCCGGGAAAACAUUUUCUCCUAAACAUGUUCAAGGAUUGCGAACGAAGAGCAAUUGCUAAAUUGUUCCAUCACCGGACUGAAGAAUCAGUUCCACCGCCACCUCCACAUUAACUGCAGAUAAGUUCUUGGUGACCUCAUCGGCAAAGUUCAUGUUGGGAGUACCAAAUGAAUUUCACUUGGAUCAAUUCUGCAUUCCCCUCUCUGCCAGCCGCACCAUUUGUGAAGCAAUUGUCAAGAGGCAAAGCGUCAGCACCAGAGGGAGCUCUGGAUCUCCUAGGCAUAUAUGUUUGUACGCUAUGUAAACGGCAAAAUUCUUAUGUUGCUGUGAUGCAUGUAGUCAAAAUUAUUGUGCAGUUUUUUUAAAAUUAAAAUAAAGAAUCAUUGGUAAACUAAACUUUCUCA